UUUAUUACAAAGUGUCAAUAACGCGCGUAGGAGCAGACGAGAAUUGAUAAGAAAACGUACUUUUCUACACGCAUAACUAUCGUUUAUUUUCAAGAUGGAUGUUCCCGUUGUUUUGGUUGUUUUUCUAUCUUCUAUGAGCAGUAUUCCAAUAGCUUAUCAAGUCAAUAAGCUGAAUCUGAUGAAAGAACCUAUUGCUAUUGUAUUCGUAGGGUUUGCCGCUUUAACUUUGGCGACUAUUUUACCGGUGUGGUAUAUCAGACGUAAAUAUGUAAAAGUUGAUCCAAUUAUGUACGCUUGUAUUACAUUUUCAUGGAGUUGUGUUAUAGAUCUACUUGUUGGCUUAGAGUUUGAUGGCUAUGUGACAGGUUUUAUGACAACUUAUUUUAAAGAAGGAGAGCCAUAUCUUUUUACUGUUCAUGGUGCUUUGAUAAGUUAUUGGGAUGCAAUGGCUAAUUAUGCUAUGUAUUUAUUAAUGAUCUACCUCUUCUGUCAAGGAAAAAGUUACCGUGAAGUAGGACUGUAUUGGGUUGGAUCUCUACUUCAUACCAUGGUUGUAUUUUUACCAGGAAAUCUCCUAGGUGAUUAUGAUGUUAAGUGGGCAUACCUGUUGAAUGUUCCUUAUUUAUUGGUGCCAUUGUUUGCUGGAUUUAAGUUUUUAAAAGAUCGUCCUAUGCAUAUCAAGUCUUAUAUGCAUGUACCAAGUAUCCUGAAAAGACCUAAAGAUCUCUUUUUUGUAUUUUUCUUUAUUGCUGCUAUUUUAUUAGCUAUAUUUAGAGGAAUGAUUGCCUUGGGUUGUGAUUCUGAUAAUAUCAGAUCAUAUGUGACAUCGUACGAACCAUAUAUUAAUGAUCCUACAACUUAUCCUAGAAUCCAGAUGCUGAUCUAUUUGUUUUAUUUUGUUAUAUAUUAUUGUUGUGCUAUAUUUGGUUUGUUGGUAAAGGAUCAGAGUUAUAUGACUGAUUGGUCUAUAAUACAUGCUGGUGCUGCAGCUCAGGCCCAGUUCGCUUAUAUUUUUGGAUCCCUUCACUCAAAGACGGCAUCACGACUCCAUCCUCCAACCACUGGUAUACCUGCUGUGUGGUUCUGGGUAAUAAAUCUAGGCUUACUCAUAGUACCACAACUAUUUGUAUGGCGCUGUAAAUCGGACCCUGACAUGUUUGGUAGAACUUACACCAUUGAUACUGCCGAGCCUGUUAGAGAUUUCAGUCAGUAUGAGACUCCCAGAAGUACACGCAAGAAAGUUUAUUAAAUGAAACAACAUUAGAUUUUUGGUCAUGUGAAAAAACCUCAAUUCAUCGUGAAAAUGAAAUCAUAAUUUAUUCUUAUGGUUGCUGCCACACUAAAAUAACCAUUUGUCAUAGAUAUCUUUUAUUUUAUUUAUAAUUGAAAUAUGUCCAUGAAAAAAAAAACUAAAUCCAAAAUAUCUGCACACAAUUUGGGGCAGUUAUUUUCUUAGAAUUUCUAAGACUUUUAAUUUUUUUAAUGAAUUAUGUAUAUGUAUGCAUUUGAGACUACAUUUUAUAUUUUGAAGGCUGUUUUGAAUCAAAACUCUUGACCUUCCAAGGAAUUUAUAACUUUUCGACAUUGGAAGAAAAUUUAAACCAAAUUUAGCCCAUGGUGGGAUUUUACAAAUUAUUCCUUAAUAUCUUUAUGUAUUUUUGUCAUAUCAGGAAUUCCUUCCUAGCUUAUAUUUUUGAAGGGGACAAUGAGUAACACUCGUGCUAACUUUCUAAAAUAUCCAAUCACCGACCUUCAAACGUUUUGGAAACUGUCAAACGUAUUGAAAAGGUAAUGACUGGACAACAGUGGGCAUUAUUAUAUAUAGGAUAUAUAUAAAGUAACAAUACAUUAGUGCUUAUAAGUAUAAGAAUACUCAUAUCUACUCUUCUGGGCAUUCUUAUAUAUUUUAAAACUCCUGCAUCAUCUUUUCUAUACUUAGGCGUAUUUAAUUAAAAGGCAGCAUGAUUUGUAUAAAUGUGUAAUUUAUUUCUACAAAUGCCAAUUGAAUGAUGAGUAAUUUAACAAAAUAUACCUGUGUGUUGUGUACACCUGAGUUAGGUCUACAUACUGUAUAUAUAAAUCCAGACAUGUUACCUGAGAUUUUAGCACAUCCAUGAUAUCACAUUGUAAUGUUAUUAAGUGUAUUAUAAGAUUAAUGUAGCUGCAUAGGAGUUUGGUGGAGGCAAAUUUUACAUAGUAUAUGCCAUAACUUGUAUUGCAUUAUUAUGAUAGAAUAUAGUAUAUACUAUUAAUAUUUUAAAUCAAAAGUUGUAUAAGAAGGGUAAAUUUAUCUAAACAUACUAGUACUCAUUAGUUUUUCAUAAAGGCUUUUUUUUAUUUGUAACAUAGGUUUACAUCAUAUGACAAUCUAAAAUAUUUUAAUUUUCUUUCAUGUUUACUCCAAAAUAUUUGGUUCCAGAAAUUAUUGUGAAAAUUGCUACAUUAUGAAAUUUGUGUAUAUAAUAAUACAAUAGCAUGCACAUGACAGAACUCUAGUCACAUAUCACAACAGUCUACAUGUAAUAGAUAUAUAGACUUUUUGCUAGAAAAAUGUAUCUUCACCAAUUACAAUGGUAAAGAAACUAAACGGUAAAUGGUAGUUCAGAUUCUACUUAAUAAGUAGCCAAACAAGUUUUAAAGAUAUAUUUCAUCACCAUAUUUUUAUUAUUAUUUUAUAUUCGGUAUAUUUUUUAUACUUUACUGCAGAAGUUUUAUCAAACUGCCAAUGAAAAAUGCAGCUUUUGCUAACAUAACGAGACAUUAUCCAUUACUACAUUGGCAUGGCCUAUUUAUAAACUCACUAUUUAAAGUCUCAUGAACAGCUUGCCCAAUGUCAAGAUGUUUUAAACAGCAGCUUUUAUGUAACUUAAUCUUAUACAGUGUAGAAAAUAUGUAAACACGGUCAAAUUAACUAAAGAAUUAAUUUUAUUUUUAGAUUGAAGUAGUAUUUACUUGUGAUGUUGAAUUUUAUAUGAUAGAUAUUUACAUCCAGCUUUUAGCUUCUAUUAUCAAGUGUUGUAGUCAUUGAGUGAAAGAUUCAAUGAAUUUGUUGUGAUGCAUCCAUAUACACAUAUAAAUCAUUCAAGCUUGCAACCAUUUAAUAUUAUACAUUAUCUCAUAAUAAAUUAUUUCUACCUUUGUAAUUCUCAUUACCUCAGUCAUAAUAUAUAUCAUCUUAUAUCUGGUCAUAAUUUUGUAAUCUUUGUAAUAAAAAUUUUACAUAAUAAUCCUU
Patella vulgata (common limpet) is the source of this 3232-nucleotide messenger RNA. RefSeq names its product transmembrane 6 superfamily member 1. The transcript has 8 exons. NCBI's taxonomy places the organism in Eukaryota, Metazoa, Mollusca, Gastropoda, Patellidae. The record is from RefSeq and is a predicted model, not a curated record. Bases 95 to 1249 code for a protein of 384 amino acids.